AUGGCAAGAAGGAGAAAGGGUCGACAAAGGGUUGACAUAGUGAAAAUGAAAAAUGAGAGUAACUUACAAGUUAUGUUCUCUAAGCGUCGUGCUGGUGUCUUCAAAAAGGCUAGUGAACUUUGUACAUUGUGUGGUGCUGAAAUUGCCAUUGUGGUAUUUUCCCCGGGAAAGAAAGUUUACUCCUUUGGCCACCCUUCAGUGGAAUUGUUGGUGGAUAGGUUCCUAGGGAGGAGCCUUCCUCCACCAAAUUAUGAUGGCCGUCACAACCAUCUCCUCAUAAAUCAUCGAAAUGUUGUUCUUCGUGAGCUCAAUAAGGAGGUCAUGAACAUGGAGGAGAUUCUCCAGAUGGAGAAAGCCCGCGGAGAGUCCAUACUAGAAAUUAGGAGGAGAGUUAAUGGUGGUUGGUGGGAAGCUCCCAUCAAUGCACUUAACCUCUCCCAACUUCAACAAUUGAUGGAGGCAAUGGGAUUUCUAAAACAAGAACAACAAAUGUUGACUAAUGUUGGACUCCCAUUUCUCACAUUUGGAAGUGCUCUGUCUCCUAAUACUAAUGGUGCUAUGGCAAGUUCUUCACAUGGACUCAAUAUUGGUACACCCUUUGCUAAUAGGGCUUAG
Molecule: messenger RNA, 615 nt
Organism: Capsicum annuum
Lineage: Eukaryota; Viridiplantae; Streptophyta; Magnoliopsida; Solanales; Solanaceae
Product: agamous-like MADS-box protein AGL62
Exons: 1
Coding region: 1-615 (204 amino acids)
Biological process (GO): regulation of transcription by RNA polymerase II
Molecular function (GO): protein dimerization activity; RNA polymerase II cis-regulatory region sequence-specific DNA binding; DNA-binding transcription factor activity, RNA polymerase II-specific
Source: RefSeq, a predicted model, not a curated record